GUGGUACUAAGAUGUGUAUUUACUUCGACGUUCUAUGUAUCGAUUAAAGUGCCAAUCAAUUUUUUUAAGGACUAUACCUACUUGAAAAUAUUCCUAUAAAUAAUACACCGUAAAUUUUGUGAGACAAAACAAAAUGUUCAGUGCUAAAGUUGUUAUCUUUCUCGCUGCUGUAGCACUGUGCUAUGGAGCACCAAAUGCCAAAUUCACCAACAAGCACCUGAAUAUUGCAGGUGGCACUGAAACCACAAUAGAGGAAUAUCCAUUCGUAGCUUCCGUUCAAUUGUGUUAUUCAGAAGACAUUUGCAGACACAUUUGCGGUGGUGUAAUCGUCAACGAAAACUGGGUAUUGACCAGUGGUACUUUUGCAUAUGACGUUCAACAGGUUGUUGUUGGAGAUUCUAACUUACAGGGAAAAGACAAAGUUGCCGUUAAAGUUGCAGCUAUAUAUCUUCAUCCUAACUACACCUCAUCACUCGGUCCAAAUGAUAUUGCUCUUCUUCAGUUAGCUGAAGCACUGACCUUUAACGACAAAGUACAACCAGCAAAAUUGCCAACGAAAGGCCAAGAAUUCGACGGUACAGCCGUUGUAGUUAGUUACGGUAGCUCAAACAAACUUAACGUUUCCCCUAAUUUAACGUUUGCUUCUAACGAUGAAUGUAACGCAGCCAUCGAAAAACUCAUCCCAGGCGUAUAUAAUGCUGUUGAUGACGACAGCAACGUAUGUACUUUAAACGAAAAAUCAAACAAUUGCGAUGGUGACCUCGGUGCUCCUCUGUUUCAAGACGGAACCGUAAUCGGUACCGUGACAUUACUCAUUGACAAAUGCGGUAUCAACGGAGCUCCAAAUUUAUUCACCAAGCUUUCUAAUUUUGCCAACUGGAUCAACCAAACCAUUACCGAAAAUAGUCAAAUUGUAUAAUUUUUUUAAAACAAUAAUAUAUUUUAUUACCUAAUUUUUUAAAUACACAUAUUUUAAUAAUUAUAUUUUUAAAUAGUAUUGACUUGGUAAAAAUUGUAAUAAGAAAUAUAUUUGUGAAUUUAGAAAAAAAAAACCUAAAACCAAUUUAAUAUGAAACAUAUAGGCAUUUUAUUAAUAAAAAAUAAAAGUACCUGAAUAAGAUAAACGAAGUAUAAAUAAUAAAACAUAUAUACAAGAUCUAACAAUAACUUGCAAUUAAACAUUUAAAAAUAACCUUCUUCCAGAAUGCAAUUGCACAAAUUAAAAUGUCCUCUGAAGAUUUAUUAUUAAAUACAACUUCUGUAAUUUCAACAUCGUUAUUUAUUUCAAAUGUGGGAGAAACAAUUCAAUUUUAAG
Messenger RNA from Psylliodes chrysocephalus, 1315 nucleotides. Lineage: Eukaryota; Metazoa; Arthropoda; Insecta; Coleoptera; Chrysomelidae. The record is from the annotation of a GenBank genome assembly.